Messenger RNA from Sardina pilchardus (European sardine), 671 nucleotides. RefSeq names its product complement C1q-like protein 2. Bases 1 to 471 code for a protein of 156 amino acids. The record is from RefSeq and is a predicted model, not a curated record. The transcript has 2 exons. NCBI's taxonomy places the organism in Eukaryota, Metazoa, Chordata, Actinopteri, Clupeiformes, Clupeidae. Gene Ontology annotation, molecular function: protein binding.
AUGAAUCUUAACCUCACUGUGAGUCAGGUGGGGGAGCUGAGGAGGGAGAGAGAGGAGAGGAGGGUUUCUUUCUCUGCCGCACUGCUGGCAUCUGGUGGUGGAAAUACAGGACCUUCUUCAGUAGCAACUCCCCUGGUCUACAGACACAUCUUCACUAACGUAGGAAAUGCCUACAACCCAAACACAGGUGUUUUCACAGCUCCAGUCAGAGGGGUCUACAACUUUGUUUUGUUUGUAUUGGGUGCUGGUCAUGCAUCUAUACCUACAGGAGUUACUCUUCAUAAAAAUGGAGAGCAUGUUGUCAUUGCCUGGAGUAAUCAGCCAAGUCGUUAUGAUGCAACAUCUAAUGGAGCCUCUCUGCUGCUGGAGGUGGGAGAUGUGGUCUAUGUGAAGUUGUGGCCCAACAGUUGGGUGCAUGAUGAUCACAACCACCACACCACCUUCUCUGGCCACCUGCUCUUCCCCAUGUGAGGAGUCAGUCCAGAGUGGAAUCACAUCAGGAAUGUAAUGUUCAAUAAGAUCCACAUCACCUGCACUCACAGAAAGGUCGGCAUUUAGAGCAUUGAGCAGUUACAUUUUAAUGUUGUUUUUGAGUUACGGCUUUGGUAAUUCUAGCAAAACAUAAGUGUGUGUGAUCCUUCUGAGAUUUUAAUAUACUUAGUAGAGGAACA